CGCACGGGGUCAGGUAAGAAAACUUCCCAGCUUUAUGUUUAUUUAUUUUUUUCACCUGUGCGGUCGCACGGGCGAGCACUCUGAAGACCCAGUCAGUGGAGCAGGGGCCUGGGGGAGGUAGUUUGACCUCCCUGGGGGUGUCAGGGCUUCCGUAGCCAUGGCUGAGUCCCAGCUCAUGUGCAUGGAGGACGGGCACAUCGGUGUCAAAGUCCCGGAGUCCAAGCCGGAGUUCUACUACAGCGAAGAGCAGCGUGCUGCGGUCGAGGAGCUGCUGAAGAAUGGCGACGGCGCCUUCAAGACGCGGCUCAAGGAAGACAACGUCACAGACUUUUUAUCCGCGAGGGAAGUUAAAGUUCUCGUGAGCACUUUCAAACAAUAUAACUGUAACGACACCAGCAGCAGCAGCAAGCCGGCGGAACAGGGAGCCGCUGGGACCGACGCAGACUCAGGGGUUCAUUCCACCUACUGGCCAGUGAUGUCGGACACCGAGGUCCCGACGCUGGACAUCGGCUGGCCCAGCGGGGGGCUCUUCAAAGGGGUGACCCGGGUGGCCGUGCACACCCACCCACCCAAAGACAACGGACCGCACAUCAAGGAGGUGGUGCGGCGGCUCAUCCAGGAGGCGAGCAAGGUCAUCGCCAUAGUGAUGGACAUGCUGACAGACAUCCACAUCCUGCAGGACCUGAUGGAUGCAGCUUGCUGUCGGUCUGUGCCUGUUUACAUUGUGUUGGACGACCAAGCUGUUCCUCACUUCCUGGACAUGUGUUCCAGGCUUCAGAUUGGCUCGCAGCACCUCCGGUUCAUCCGAGCACGAUCGCUUCAAGGAGUUGGCUUCAAUAUGUCCUUCGGUAGACUCCCCGGAUCGCUUUUUAGUAAAUACAUGCUGGUGGACGGAGACAAAGUAGCAUUUGGCUCUUACAGUUUCUCUUGGUCUGCUUCCCGAAUGGACCGAAACAUGAUCACUGUGAUGACGGGGCAGGUGGUGGACGUCUUCGACAGAGACUUCCGUGAGCUGUACGCCAUAUCAGAGAAGUUGGACCUCUACAAGGAGUUUCACGUCAGUCCCUCUGCUGCCAAGGUGACCGCCACAAUUCGCCCCAAACUGGAGCCCAAACGCCCCCCGUUACCAGCGACCACAUCCCGUUUCCAGGUGAGCCUCGGAGACUCUCGGAACGUUGAAAUCCAGGUUCCUGCCCACAAGUACUACAAUCCCAAAUACUCGCUGCUGUUCGGAGGUUCUCCACUUCCUGCAAGAUCUCUGCAUGACGAAAGAACGAAGCCGGAUCUCGCAGAUGUUCGCGAAGACGAGGGAAGGCCUCGAGUGGCCAGCAGUCUUAAGCUCGAUGGGCAGAGUCCGUUGCCCUCAGAGGCCCCAAGUGAGAACUUCAAGAUGCCAAACAAAGUAUCUGUGGGGAAAAAGAGAGGCUUAACUUGGAAGUUUUCGAGGAAAAAAUCUCUGGGUAAGCUUUCUGUUAGAAAUACAGGGAGUCCGUCACCGACAGAGACUCAUCCCAAUGAAUUGGAAGACGGUGCCUCGGUGGUUGUGGUAAACCCAACCAAAGGGAAUAAGAAGCUUUCUAAACUGGACCAAAAAACAUUGUCUCAGCAAACUGUCAACACGUCACAUGACAAAGAAAGUUUGAAGAGUCGUCGUCAUGGAAAAUCAGGAUGUAAAGCAUCCUGAGCUGAACUUGUUUGACGCUUUCAACGGCGUAUGUCUACAUGUUCUUGAAACAGACGAGGAAAUGACUUGAACAGAGCUGGGACACCUCAACAUCACGCACGUUUUGAACGAAGACCAGAUGAAUGUCCAGACCUUCAGCUGUCGAUCUACUGCUUUCACAUCUGGAGCUGCUGAUCUGACAGAACCCCUGGAAUCACAUAUGUAUGGAGGCCUUCUUGUUCUGGGUCUGGGUUUGGUUUUUAUUUUUUAUUUUUCUUGCAAACAUGGGUGGAUUUUUAAACUUGUUCAGGGAGUGUGUUUAUGUGUCAUACCUGUUUAUCUAAAUUGCAGAAUAAGAAAAACCACAUUUAUUCCUAGAGAGAGGUUGUUUGGUUUCAAAUUUAAAUGAGAUGAAUUGGAUCUGACAAUGGGGUUUUUUUUUUUCAGACCUAUUCAGCCACGCUGACUCUUCUAAAUAUAUCAAGCAUAUAUUUCUAUGAGGAAUCCUGGUUUGCAAUGAAGUUCAUGCACUACUGAUAUCGCUGCUAACAGACUACAGAUUAGAUUUGUAUUUAUUGAAUCGGGUCAUUAUUACUUUUAUUUUUCCCACAUGUAUGAUCAUGUACUGAAUGAUGAUGCCUCUACAGUCUGCUUGCAGAAUCAGUAUCUGCCCAACCGACACAUUAAUUUUCCUAACAAUGGGAAAUAAUUUAAAGUAGAGGUGUUUAAAGAGACAGAGACCUGCUUUUUAAUGCUGAAGAUGAGCUACUCUUGAGUUACCACACAAAAUCAAUACUUUGCAGAGGUUCCUGGACCUGAUGCACUGAACCCACAUAUUGAGCACCACAAACGGUUAAUAGCCGUUAUUUGUCAUCAUCCUGUUAUAACAACCACCAGAAGUGCGAUUAUAGCGUAAAUGAUACAUUUCAAGUUUAAUUUCACAUUUUCACCCAGAAUCCUCUGUCUUCUUUUCAGCAGCAUGAUCAACCUUUACGGUAUCUUUCUUGAUUCCGGAUAGGGCUACAAAAAAACAAAAGUUUCCUUUCAUUUGAAGUAGGCAGCCCUCGUCUGCAUGGUGUGUGUUUACAGUGUGUGAAAGCAUUUUUUUUUUUUUUUAUGAGAGAGUUGCUCACCAUCAGAUUACUCUCAUGUUGGUGACAGGAGGAGGCGAUAGAGCAGCAGAUGUCAGAUAAUAGAAAAGCCUGUGUGAAAAUAUACACAAAUGCAACAACAUGGUUGGUUUUAUUUCUAUGUACGUGAAAUAAAACCACUGCAUUAAGUUGUACUAAACUUAAAAAAUGUAAACUGUGAUGACCUUGAACAGACUUUUAACUCUUUAUGCACAAGUAACUUUGAAACUUUUAGAUUUUUUGUGCUGCAUUUUGAUUCACUCAUAGUAAGACAACAAGAAAUCCUCAAAGUCGUAACACUUAAAUGAGCAGACAUUGUGUUACCCAUGUAGUGGCAUGUUGGGUUGUUGGAUGUAGGCAAAGGUUGGAUGCCUGUCAUUUAUUGUUUCUGUAUGUUUCAAUAAAUCUUUGGUGUUUUGUUCUUU
Molecule: messenger RNA, 3218 nt
Organism: Poeciliopsis prolifica (blackstripe livebearer)
Lineage: Eukaryota; Metazoa; Chordata; Actinopteri; Cyprinodontiformes; Poeciliidae
Product: protein FAM83F-like
Exons: 5
Coding region: 158-1684 (508 amino acids)
Source: RefSeq, a predicted model, not a curated record